AGAAGAUAAUGUUUUCCUCUACCGCGGUCUUCCUUGGAGAUUGUUGCUUGAAAUAUUUUGGUUGCUUAUCUUAGCCGGAAAAUAACAUUUGACACUUGUGAUACAUAUGAUUUGCUAUUAGCGUGAUUGCUUUGCAGGCGAAGUGUGGAGGGCCCGCGAGCUAAAAGGACUUGGAAAUGGAAGAUGGACUCUCUGCCAAUGGAGAUAUCUAUCAGUGUUCACAAAUUACUCUCAAAAUGAUAAUGAUUACAGCCACAUUUGCAAUGUGAUGUCCAAAGCCUCCAUCACAUCUGAAAUCUAAAAUAAACAAUUAGAAAAAGGUCAGUUUCCUUUCACAUCCUCUCUCCUUAUGUAUACUGCUUUGGACACAAUCCGACGGUAGUUUUCCGUCGGCACACCACACCAAAGAAGAAUCCAACAGGCAUGUCUUCCACUUCCACCCGCAUCCAAUCCCUUGUGCUCGAGAUCUACUCCAGAAGACUCCUACUCCACGCUGCACUCCCCUGGCAGCGCUCUCCGCCGACCCCCGGGAUCGCCGACCGCUCAGAUUCGCAAGGAAGGGUCGUCGAUCCCACCGCCGUCAUCGUGGUCCUCACCGCCCUACUGUGCGCCCUGAUAUGUGCGCUGGGCCUCAAGUCCAUCCUCCGCUGCGCGCUCCGGUGGUCGAACCGGCCGGCACAGACCGGACUCAGAAGGAAGGCCUUGCAGCGGCUGCCGAGGCUGGUCUACUCCGCCGGGGUGAGGCUCACCGGUGCAGUCCCCGAGUGCGCCAUCUGCCUCUCGGAGUUCGUACCAGGUGAGCACAUACGGGUCCUUCCUAGCUGCAACCAUGGGUUUCACCUCAAGUGCAUCGACCGGUGGCUGACGGCGCGGUCCUCCUGCCCGACCUGCCGCCGGUGCAUGCACGUGGCGAAGACCGCGGCUUGCGCCGGAGAAGGCCAACCGGGUCCGCAGCCGGUUCAUGCAGUCCUCGUGCCCUUGGAACCCGAAGGUCUCGCCGCGACCCACCACUCCUAAGAAGUGUUAUUGGCCAUUUCGGUUUCCGUCUGCCAACUACACGGCGUGGUCUGUACAUAAUUCACCUUCCAAAGGAUAAUCCAGUGAAGUCGAUGUGGUUUCCACUAAUCUUUUUGGGCACUUUUCAUGUUCUUCUCCGUAUCUCGAAGCCCUCGAGGUCAAGAAGUGGCCUCCAACUACGAGGAAGUGGCAAUGGAAUCAAAGCGAAGUCCACCAAGAUUUCUCUAAGUGUAUAUAUCCAACGUGCGCCGAGUCGAAGCAUGACGUAUCCCCGCC
This is a messenger RNA of Musa acuminata AAA Group (dessert banana), 1293 nucleotides long. RefSeq names its product RING-H2 finger protein ATL78-like. The coding region runs from base 424 to 1017 and encodes 197 amino acids. Gene Ontology annotation, molecular function: transferase activity. The transcript is spliced from 2 exons. Gene Ontology annotation, biological process: protein ubiquitination. The record is from RefSeq and is a predicted model, not a curated record. NCBI's taxonomy places the organism in Eukaryota, Viridiplantae, Streptophyta, Magnoliopsida, Zingiberales, Musaceae.